GUCUCUCAUCAAACUGGUUUGUGUGCCUUGUGCGAAUUUGUCGUUGUUCUCGCCAGUUGUCGCUCCCUGUAGUCCGGUUCAGGUCUCAGUAUCAACAAUCUACGCGUGGACCUGUAAGACUGUGACGAGAAUGAUUGCAGCGAAACUGUUUGGAGCUGUCAUGCUGCUUUCAACGGUUACUCCUCUCUCGGCACAACAGAUGGUUCGCUGUGACAUGCCUGCUGACGUGGUCUUCCUGAUGGACGCCUCGGGCAGCAUCAAGCCCGGCGAGUGGCAACAAGAGAAGGAAUUUGUGGCCAACCUCAUCGACUCACUGGCCGUCGGACCACGCGCUAUUCACGUGGGUGUCAUCGUGUACAGCACGGACAUCGGGCAGGUCAUCGACCUUCAACCCUUCAAGUCGCGCACGCAGCUCAAGGCCAUGCUACGGGGACUCGAACAGGAUGGUCAGGGCACAGACACAGCACUUGCUGUCGCUCGGAUGAGGUCUAUGGUGGCAAACCAGGGCCGGCCUGGCGCCAUACCCAUCGCCGUCGUUAUCACUGACGGCCGGUCUGAUGACGUCCAUAAGACCAUUCAAGAGGCACUCAACGCUCGCACGGUAGAAAAGAUUACCAUGAUCGCCCUGGGGGUAGGCAAUGAGACCUACCUGGACGAGCUUCAAGAGAUCGCCCCGAAGGACCACAACCACAACCGUCUCUUCACGGUCAGCGACUUCACUCAGCUCCAGAACGUUGUCCAGGAAAUCAGUGACCUCAUCUGCAAAGUUGUACCGAUGACCAGCCUCGAACCAACGAUCCCACCAACUACCGCAACUACAGUGGAGCCAUCACCAACAACAACACCUUACUUACCACCCAUCUCGUGCCAGCAGCCAGCUGAUGUCGUGUUCUUGCUGGAUGGUUCGCACAGCAUCCAAGCGGAAGACUGGGACAGAGGGCGCAUCUUCGUCUCUACCCUCAUCAAUAGUCUGGAGGUGGGUGACGAGGGCAUUCAUGUGGGCAUCAUCGUGUACAGCUCUAACGUGGGCGACACCAUCCCCAUCAAGCCGUUCCUUGGCAAGGCGGAACUGAAGAGGAGGGUGUCGGGGCUGCGACAGACUCCGUUGGGCCGCACCAACACGGCCCUGGGCCUGCAAGCGCUGCGGGGAAUGUUCGCCACGCACGGACGACCAGGCAUUCCCCAUAUAGGUAUUGUCAUCACCGACGGGAAGUCCAGCAACGUCCACCAGACGAAGUCUGAGGCCAGCCUGGCCAAGACUGCCAGUGGGAUCGUCAUGCUGGUCAUCGGGGUGGGUAAGCGCACCCUGCAGACGGAGCUGGAGGCCAUGGCCUCGUCACCUUCGACUCUUUUCAACGUCUCUGACUUCUCUGCUCUCAUCGACAUCGUCGAAACGCUCCGAGACCAGAUUUGCGAGGUCAUUGUGUCAACGAUCCCGCCUCCUACUGUGUCUACAACACCGUCAAUACCCGCGCUGUGUCGCGAGUGUCUGGAGGUUGGCGGGGUCGGAUACAACUCUUAUCCACCCGACUGCACCAAGUACGUGACCUGCUACCCGCAGAACGGCGGGUACAAGCCAGUGGUCACUUCCUGUCCCUUCGGUCUUUACUGGAGCUCCGAGGCAGUGGCCUGUCUAGACGCCCUGUUUGUGGAUUGCCCUUCAGACCCUUGUCGGGGACAACCUCAGGGCUGGACUCACAAUACGGGACAGCGGGGUGUGGCGAGUACUGGACAUGUGGAGGAGGGCGCUCGGUCCCCCAGUGCUGCCAGCAAGGCCAUCGCUACAGCCAAGAUGGCGGCUGUGUGUCGGAUGCCAGCUGUAGAGAUGCUUGUUCUUUGGAGUGGACACUGCAGGCCAGCGGUGCCUGUGAAUAUCGGCCUGAUCCACACAGUGUCUACAACUAUCUCCAGCUGAUUCCAGGGAAGGGUCACGUGACUCGUCCCUGUCGUCCAGGCACAGGUGUACAGACACAGUCAGUGCGCCUGUGAAUCUACAGUUGCAAUAGGCUGUCAGUCCUCUCUUCACAUCAAGUUUGAUGGCUCUGUGGAGGAUCAGUCUCUGCAACGUCACCCAGCACGCGCAGAAGGCGUGGCUUUCAGCCAGCAUGGCACCGCCUACUUCAAUGGCUCCGGGCGAGUGCAG
Molecule: messenger RNA, 2143 nt
Organism: Pomacea canaliculata
Lineage: Eukaryota; Metazoa; Mollusca; Gastropoda; Architaenioglossa; Ampullariidae
Product: cartilage matrix protein-like
Exons: 14
Coding region: 131-1915 (594 amino acids)
Cellular component (GO): extracellular region
Molecular function (GO): chitin binding
Source: RefSeq, a predicted model, not a curated record